Molecule: messenger RNA, 5463 nt
Organism: Maniola jurtina (meadow brown)
Lineage: Eukaryota; Metazoa; Arthropoda; Insecta; Lepidoptera; Nymphalidae
Gene: Edem2
Product: ER degradation-enhancing alpha-mannosidase-like protein 3
Exons: 10
Coding region: 242-2797 (851 amino acids)
Biological process (GO): mannose trimming involved in glycoprotein ERAD pathway; carbohydrate metabolic process; endoplasmic reticulum mannose trimming
Cellular component (GO): membrane; endoplasmic reticulum
Molecular function (GO): calcium ion binding; mannosyl-oligosaccharide 1,2-alpha-mannosidase activity
Source: RefSeq, a predicted model, not a curated record
CUGACGUUUGGCGAUUUAUUUUGUAUGUUUUCUUCACCAAUUCAAUGGUUUUCUUUCCUUUCUUUUAUCAUAAACCUGCCCACUAAAAUUUAUAUUUUUUUUAUUUCUCGUUAUCUUUUAUCGCUGUAAAACUCACGUAUUCUUUAAUUGCAACUUCGUAACAGUAUAGUUUAAUUGAUGACUAAAGCAUUACGUGUUUUUUGCUAUAUGCUUCGUCUGCUAGUCAUUUGAAAAUAUUGUGAUGUCCAUUUACUAUUUCUUAGUGGUACUUGUUUUUACAAUUGAAUAUGUGACUACAGAAGAAGAAACUUUACUAGGAAUGACGAGAGCAGAAAGAUUGAGUCUAAGGGAAGAAUCCCGUAACAUGUUCUACCAUGCCUAUGAUGCAUACAUGGACAAUGCCUACCCAGCAGAUGAGUUAAUGCCUCUCAGUUGUAAAGGUAGAUGGAGAGGAGUCACACCAAGUCGGGGAGACAUGGACGAUGUCCUUGGAAAUUUCUCCUUAACGCUGGUGGACAGUCUAGACACUCUGGUGGUAAUGGGUGACUUCUCAGAGUUUAGUCGAGCUGUAAAGUUGAUCAUCAAUGACGUCACUUUCGACCACGACAUCAUCGUGUCUGUCUUCGAGACCAACAUACGUGUGCUGGGUGGUCUUCUAUCAGCUCAUGUUUUGGCGACGACUUUGAAAUACGAAGUACCGGUUUUACAAUGGUACAAUGGAGAAUUGUUAGCAAUGGCUGAAGAUCUCGGGCGGAGGCUUUUACCAGCAUUCAAUACAUCCACUGGCAUUCCGCAUGGACGUAUAAACCUUCGCCAUGGAAUAAAAGGUCUCUCGGAGUCAAGGGAGACAUGCACUGCUUGUGCCGGGACCAUGAUUUUGGAAAUGGCGGCACUCUCUCGUCUCACUGGCCAGCCUUUAUUCGAACAGAAGGCCCACAGAGCUAUGGACCGACUGUGGAAAAUCAGACAUAGAGCUUCAGAUUUAAUGGGCACAGUGAUAAAUAUACACAAUGGAGAUUGGGUGAGAAAGGACUCUGGUGUUGGCGCUGGCAUCGACUCCUACUAUGAAUACUGUUUAAAAGCAUACAUACUCCUUGGUGAUGAAAAAUAUUUGGCUAGGUUCAAUAGACACUACAAUGCUGUUAUGAAGUACAUAAGCCGAGGUCCAAUAAUGCUGGCUGUUCAUAUGCAUAGACCUCAUUUGCAAUCGCGUAAUUUCAUGGACGCCCUACUCGCAUUCUGGCCAGGACUGCAAGUGUUGUUAGGGGAUGUACGCCCUGCGGUGGAAACUCACGAAAUGCUGUAUCAAGUGAUGCAACGUCACACUUUCAUACCAGAGGCUUUCACAUCUGACUUUCAGGUCCAUUGGGGUCAACAUCCUCUGCGCCCGGAAUUCUUGGAGUCCACAUACUUUCUCCAUCGGGCUACUGGGGACGACCAUUACUUGCAAGUGGGCAAAAUGGUCCUAAAGGCCUUGCAGCAACACACUAGAGUGCCUUGUGGCUAUGCGGCAGUGAAUGACGUCAGAACAAGAGUGCAAGAAGAUAGGAUGGACUCCUUCGUGCUGGCUGAAACCUUCAAAUACUUGUACAUGUUGUUCGGAGACGAUAAAGACUUGCCCGUGAAACUGGAAGACUACGUUUUAACCACCGAGGCCCAUUUCUUGCCGUUGUCUUUGGCCACUAACGGACGGAAUAGCACGCAUUUGAACAUCAAAAUUGAUGACGACGACGAAGACAAGUAUAGGAAAACGUGUCCCAAUACGGCUUCCCUCGUGGCGGAGAAGCUGCGUCAGCCGAUGCGGCAGAUGCUGGGCUCGACGGCCGCGCGACCGCCCGCGCGUCUGCGUCCGCUCAAUGACCCGCGCCAGAUCCACGCGCUCUCCGACAUGGGCAUAUCCGUGCUCACGUUGCCCGACGGCCGCGUGCAACUGCUCUACACCACCAACACUGCUAGAUCAGCGAGAGAUGCAGCUGAAGGUCUUACAUUUAUGCGCGAAAUGUCCAAAUGGAACACGUUGGGCGACACGGAGAAUGGAGUUGUUGCCGCCGGAGUCAAAAUCAACGACAAGAUAUUCCCAGCCGGCCCGGGGCAUUUCGGGAAAGACAUAUCCGGAACAGACAGAUAUGUCGGGACACCCGUCUUUGUCACUCCCAUAGACGCCUGCACUGCAGUGGAAAACAAAGAGGAAAUAGAAGGAAAGUUUGCGAUCGCAACGCGAGGUCAAUGCACGUUCGCACAGAAAGUGCGCUUCAUUCAAGAGGCCGGGGCGACGUUCGCGCUCAUACUGGACAACGUCAAAGACUCCAGCUACGAAACCACCGCUCUGUUCGCCAUGUCCGGGGACGGGAAGGACGACAUUGAUAUCCCAGCCGUAUUCCUCUACUCCCUAGAAGGCUUGUAUUUGACUGAGGCGUUACGUGAUGAUCCCGAAUUGACUGUGGUUAUUGGCGAACUUAGGUCCAUGAAACAGGAAUUCGAAAAUUUUUGCGACAACGAAAGUUGCGAACCCAUCACUAACGCGAACAUUUUACCCGGAGAUAAGGAAUCCUUCGACCACUUGAGAAAGGUCCUCAGUCAGCUAGUAGCUCAAUUCGAGUUGUCUUUGUCGAACGAAGACCCGUCUCUCAAGACGUGCAGCGACAACACUCAGGAUGUAUACGUGGCCAAAGAGUUCGUGAGUGAGGAUACGUGCGAACAGAACGUUUCGACGGUUAGCAAUGACGUGAAAGAAGAUACCAAAUCUAGUGGCAAGCAUACGAACGAUGCGGAGAAGAAUAAAUCGGGUGAUUUCUGACACAGGAGUAUACCACCUUCAUGCAAUUGUACAUAAUUUAUCAGUGUUCUAUCAACAUUUGUAUAAAAUUGUACAUAUUGAAUUUUAUAUUAGGUUAAGCGUUAUUAAGAGUUGUAUAGAUUUUCGUGCCUUUGAAAUAUGAAUUAGUUGUUUUUUAUAUCACGUAUUACUCUCUUCAUAUCUAUUUUAUAUGGUUUCUUGAAAGUAUAUAUAAUAAUGUAUUAUUGUUUGGCUAACGAAAGAUGAGACACUUAAAAAGGCUAGAACAUAAAAACAUAAACCCUUCCUUUUGACUUUCCCACAGUCAGGUAAAAAAAGGGUACGACUGAAUCUAAAAGUACAUCACAGAAAUAAUCACAAAGUACAAUAUCAUUUUAUUAUUUACUUGUACAGUAAUCCUUAAUACUGCUAUUUUCCAUAUUUAACAUGUUAUACUAAUGUUAGUGAUGUGUACGUUUUAACUGGGAUGUGUAUGUACUUUUAAAUAAACGCCAUCAUUUUAAUUUUCACAUUAUAUUUUGAAUAAGUAGAAUUUAAUAUUCAGAUGAAAUUCAACGAAAAUAAUAGGUGCUAUUUUAAGGUACAUAAUUUUACUGUUGCAUGAACAUUACAUUUAUCUAAUAAUCUAUUUAUUAUGUUAUUGGGCGUAUAUUUGCCGCGUGCGACCAGUGUACGCCGAAGCCGACUUUCAUACAAAUACCAAAAGAUCUUGGCGCAAUUCGCAAGCAGCGUUACAGUUUGAAUUGGGCUAAGGUGUACUGGAGCUUCUAAAUGGAUUUAAUUUUGAUAUAUUAUUCUAUUUUUAUUUUUUUAUUUAAAAUAUUGUUUAUUUAUUGAAAUUCAAUGAAAUUUUCAAAUUAUUUAUUAAAAAGUUACGUUCCAAUCAUACGUUUUAUGGCACGCCUAAAUUCAAAGAGAUUUAUAAAAUAAAUCAGGGUGUACUUAAAAUGUACGAGUAAGUGUAAAAUAAGAAAAUAUUUAUCUAUAACAUCGACGACAGCAAUAACAAUAAGUCAAGUGCAAUUUUACUGUAACGAUCUUAUUGCUAAUAUUCAGGGUGCAACCAAAACGCAAAAACUUAGCGUUAUUUUUAUACUACCUUAACAUAAUUCAAUGCCUAUAUAAUCAUUUGCCUCAUUUUGCAGUUUUAGUGAUUUAGUAUUUUUCAAACCCGCAUUGUAUAGCGUGCAAAACUCGGGUCAAUGCUCCACUUACGACGCGGCAUUGACUUCGAGUGACCUAUUUACGUAACGUUCGUUGACCUCUAGCGUCACUCAGAUGUUUUAUUUCCGAUAAAUUGUGAACUUUUAGAAAGUACCUAUAGGAUUUUUUAAAUUUUUUUUUCGUAGCUUUUUUUACGGUAUCUUAUAACUUGUCUUCGUUUUUGCAAGCGUUCUGGUUACACCCUGUAUAACACACAAAAAAUCUACCCAUGUCCUUUAUAGACUAAAACCAUCAUCUGUGUGUUCGUGCGUCGUUCACCUGACUAUAGCCGUUUGAUUUAUUUGUUCGUGAUCCGUGCAUACGCAGUUGCGUGCGCCAAUUUCAAAUUUUAAGUAAAUUUUAAUUUUAAGCACUUGUCAGAGAUAAGGACGCACGCGCAAAACUAAUUUUAUCAGCUUUGCCCUUUUUGUUUUUGAAAAAAUUGUAUAAUUGAGUAUAAAAUAUGUGUAAUGUAGAAGUUAAAUAAGUCAAAAUGUUCGUACUUUAGGUAGGUAUAUAUAGGAAUACAACUAUUGUAUAUUUGUAAAAUUGUAAAAAAAUUAAACGAAGCGCAUGCCCACAUUUGCUAGUAUAUAAAAUAUAAAAUCACCCUAUUAUAAUAGUUUUUAUAGUCUAGCUAGAUAUUUCUAAUUUUCCGCGCAGAAGUGGUUAUCUGGCAGUUGACUAUGGCAUGUACGAAAUAGACAUUAGACUAGGUAUUUCAGGAAAAUCUAUCACAUUUACAAUCAAUUGGUUUCCAAUUUGGUUUGUAAUUCCAAUAAUACAAGGUGUAAUCAUUAAUCAUUUGUCUUACUUUGUAGUUUUAGUGAUUUGGUAUUUUUCAAACCCGCAGUGUACCUACAGCGUACAAAACUCGGGUCAGUACCACAUUUACGACGCGGCCUGGACCGUUGACCUCUAGCUCCAGUCAAAUGUUUUAUUAGCAAUAUAUUGUGAACUUUUUAAAAAUACAGGUUAUUUCGUGUUUUUAUUUUGUGGUACCUUAUCAGUAAUCAUCAGUACUAUCUCCGACCUUCGUUUUUGCUUGCGGUUACACUUUGUAUAGUGAAAAAAAAACUUAGUUACUGUAUUAAUUAUACUUACCCUUUUUCAGUUUUUUUCGGAAUUAACGCUCUUCUGAAAAGUAACGUUUUGGUAGAUUAUGUUAAUUGCUGCGUCGUCGAUUUAUUUUUUUAUAAUAUGGGUCUGUUUUACAACAAUAUCAACCAAACCAAAUAAAUUUUGUCUUUGCAUUUUUGUAAUAUCUUUAAUCUGAGAGUUUUUGUAUUGGGAUUUGAGAACCUGUUAAAAUGACUACGUCAUAUUAUAAAGUAAAGCUCGCUCGUUCGAAAAUAUUAUAUUCCUUGGUAAAGCUAAUUUGACAGUUAUAAAGCAGGCCCUAAGUAUAAAUAUUUAUGUAAAAAGAGGUAAUGAUAUAAAAUAAACGCAAGUAUUCCACAUUA